Equus quagga is the source of this 6504-nucleotide messenger RNA. Its product is annotated as cytochrome P450 7A1. Gene Ontology annotation, molecular function: cholesterol 7-alpha-monooxygenase activity; heme binding; iron ion binding. The transcript is spliced from 8 exons. The record is from RefSeq and is a predicted model, not a curated record. Bases 3499 to 5004 code for a protein of 501 amino acids. Lineage: Eukaryota; Metazoa; Chordata; Mammalia; Perissodactyla; Equidae. Gene Ontology annotation, biological process: bile acid biosynthetic process; cholesterol catabolic process; cellular response to glucose stimulus.
UGCUCAGUACCUUCUCCCCCUGCCCACCGUCCGUGCCCGGGGGUCCCGUGCCGCCCGCUCACUGCUCUGUCGGUUUGCGCUCUUGGUCACUUGGUUCCCAUCACCUCCGAUACAGAGUCCUGAGAACCUGUCCUUUGGAGGUUUCCUCGCCAACCUUGGACUUCACCACUCCGGUCCUCCUCUUCACUACCUUCUCGCUUUACUGCUCCACCGACAGACUCAGAAACAUUCCUCCACUAACGCUUCUCGACUCUUGCCCUCUUUGUGUGACAACUUUUUUCUUUGGCUUUUGUUACUCUUUGUCCAUCUGUGCUCAAGUUCCUUUGGCUGUUGAAGCUUAUGUGUGGUACUGCACAAAAGUGGUAGCUGUAUCCUAAUUCAAAAACUAAAAAUCUAUACUUUUUGAGGGCUCUGUUACAGGCACUGUCCCAAGAAGCUGAUGUAUAUAGUCUUAUUUGGUUCUUACAUAAAUCUAUUAGCUGGAUAAAAUGUUCUCAUUAGCAUACAAAGACACUGAGGCACAGUUUACCUGUUACCUAAGCUUACUGUAGUUACCAUGGAGUAACAGACAGUACUUGACCAAAUAACAUUAACUUAGGAGCAUUUUAUUUCUAGCUAAAUUUGGUGCCACAAUAGUUUAUGGUAAAACUAAUAAAAAUCUGAACAUAAAAGAGAGGACAAGUAAAUAAAAUGAAAACUUGGCUCUCAGAGAGUUUGUGGUCUAGCUGAUAAAAUAGACAGUUAAAAAUAAUUGCACGAUUGGGAAGGAAGAAAUAAAUCUGCUUUUGUUUGUGGAUGGUGUGAUUGUGUAGAAAAUCCUAAAGAAUUAACCCCAAAAGCCCAAAACUAAUAAAUAGGUAAAUAAAUAAACUAAAUAAAUGAGCUAUCAAGCCGUGCAAGGACAUAGAGGAGCCUUAAAUGCAUAUUGCUAUGUGAAAGAAGCCAGCCUGAAAAGGCUACACGCUGUAUGAUUCCAACUAUUACCUUCUGAAAAAAGUCAAAUUAUAGAUGCAGUAGAAAGAUCAGUGGUUGCCAGGAGUUUGGGGAAUAUGGGGAAGAAUAAGGAAGGGAAGCGCAGGGGAUUUUUUUUGGAUGGUGAAGCUAUUCUGUAUGAUACUAUAAUGGUAGAUAUCUGACGUUAUGCGUUUGUCAAAAGCCACAGGACAGUUUGUGGUAUAAUUUUGUUUAUAUAUUUAGUCUUUGUCCCCAUUCCUGAAUCAGAGCUUCAGAAACCCUUGGAAUUUCAUGAGUGAUAGGUGUGUCCUCGUUAUGCUAAGGAGGUGGCUCCUGGCUGGAGCUGGCGUAAGAAGGGGCUCUAAAUAGCUUCUUCAUGAUGGAGGCUGGUCACCAGAAAGAUCAAGCAUCUUUAGAUGGUCGGUACUUUCAGAUCCAGUCCCCGACCUGCAGGGAGGAGAGGGCCCUGGAGACUGAAUUCACACAGGGGACCAAUAUUUUAAUCAAUUGUGCGUGUGUAAUGAAACCCCAAGUAAAAACUCUGACCACCAGGGCUUGAUGGAACUUUCUGGUUGGUGAGUAUAUCAAUGUCCCAGGAGAGUGAUGCACCCCCAGCUCCAUGGGGACAGAGGCUCCUUCACUUGAGACUCUUUCAGAUCUUGCCCUAUGUAACUUGUCAUCUGGCUGUUCAUUUUAAUCUUUUAUAAUAAAACUGUGAUCUUUAAUUGUAAGUAUAGUGUUUUCAGUGAGUUCUGUGAGUCAUUCUAGCUAAUUAUCAAAAUUGAAGGCAGAUUAUGGAAAUCACUGAAUUUGUAGCCAAGCUGGACAGAAGGGCAGAUAUCAUGAGAACCCCAUUUGCAGCUCCAGUCUGAAGUGGGGGCAGUCUUGUUAGAGAUCUCAUCUUUUAACUUGUGGAAUCUGAUACUGCCUCUAGGUAGUUAGUGCUGGAGUUAAAUUAAAUUGUAGGAUACCUAGCUGGUGUCAAAGAAUUGUUGAUGGAAUGGAACACACUGUACCACACCAGGAGUGACCCCUGAUGUAGAUUAUGGACUUUAGUUAAUAAUAAUGUAUCAAUGUUGGUUCAUCAACUGUAACAAAUGUACACUACUAAUACAAGAUGUUAAUAAUAGGGUAAACAUCUUGAUCUGUGUUUGAGGAGAAGGAAGUACAUGAGAACUCGCUGAACUGUUUGCUCAAUUUUUCUGUAAACCUAAAACCGUUCCAAAAAAAUAAAAUCUAUUAAUUAAAAAUAUAGUAAUUACACAAAUAGAGUUGUGAUGGAUAUUUGAAGAAAUAGCUCAGGGGACUAUGGAAAGAUAUUACAAGGGAACCAAAAUUAGUCUAGGAGUUCAAGGAAGGCAUCCUUGAAGAUGGGGCUUUUAAGCUGAAGAGUAAGAAUUAGCCAAGUGACAAAAAUGGAGGAAAAGUGUUUCAGGCAAAGAGAAUAGCAAACUCAAGAGCAUUGCAGUUGAAUUGAAGCUUGAUGCAUUUCAGGAGCUAAAAGGCCACCUUGGGAAGAACACAAUAGUAAGAGAAGGAAUGAUUUAAAAUAAAGCUGGAGAAGUAGGCAGGGCUGUACAGAUGCUACUGAGGAGUAACAUGAUUAGAUUGGCAUCGUAAAAGAAUUACUAUGGUUACUGCUUGGAGGAUGGAUUGUAUGUGUGGAUAAGUGUGGGAUGUGCAGAGACACACUAGGAGACUACUACAGUCAUCCUGAUGUGUCAGUUACGGUGGAGACAGAGAAAAUCAGAGAAAUCAAAACGAUAUUAGAAUAAAGAUUCAAGGAGGCUUAGUAGUUGGUGAAGUGAACUAAAAACAGGGAGGUACCUAAGGUAAUUACUAGGUUCUGGCAUGAGUGAGGAGCUGGAUGUUGGCACAUUUGCUAAGGUAGGGUACACUAAGAUGAAAGAAAUAGGAAGUGGGAAGAUUAGAAGAAUGUUUUGGGAUUUAUUAAGUUUGAAAUGGCAUGUGAGUUAUCAGUUGUGGUAGGCUCAGUAAUGUUCCUCCAAAGAUGCUCAUGUCCUGAUCCCCAAAACUUGUAAACCUGUUACCUUAUAUAGUAAAAAGGACUUCGCAGAUAUGACUAGGUUAAGUAUUUUGAGAUGGGGAGAUUGAGAGAGAGAGAAGCUAGAGAAUGAAAGUUGGUAGUAGAAGACGUGAGGAAGAAAGCAGAAUUUGAAAUGAUGUGGCCAUAGGCCAAAGGAUGCCAGCAGCCUCUGGAAGUUGGAAAAGAUAAGGAACAAAUUCUCCCCUGGAGACUUCAAAAGGAGCCAGCCCUGUCAACAUCUUAAUCUGCAGAAUCACCCUGAUGUGUCCAUCACCUGUGUCUGCAGGAAACUGAAGAUUUACUCUCUAGUGAACGAAGGGAGGGUUUUAUAGCAGCAAGAUUAUGAACAAAGUUUUGUUGAACAGUGAAGCUGCCACUUAAGACACUCCUCGGCUGACGUUCCUGGAACGAAUAUUUCUACUUUGUGGAGCUACCAAAAAAUUUUUAAGCAAAGUUGCAGAUUCUCCUCCUUAGAAGUUCUGCAUUUCAUUUGCAAAAUGCUGACCGUGUCUCUGAUCUGGGGGAUUGUUAUAGCAGUGGGCUGCUGCUUAUGGCUUAUUCUUGGAAGGAGGAGAAGACAAAUGGGUGAACCGCCUCUGGAGAAUGGGUUGAUUCCAUACCUGGGAUGUGCUCUGCAAUUUGGUGCCAAUCCUCUUGAGUUCCUCAGAGCAAAUCAAAGGAAACAUGGCCAUGUGUUUACCUGCAAACUAAUGGGAAACUAUGUACACUUCAUUACAAAUCCCUUGUCAUACCAUAAAGUUUUGUGCCAUGGAAAAUACCUUGAUUGGAAAAAAUUUCACUUCACUACUUCUGCAAAGGCAUUUGGGCACAGCAGCAUUGACCCGAGUGAUGGAAACACCACUGAAAACAUAAGCAAAACUUUCAUCAAAACCCUGCAGGGUGAUGCCUUGAACUCCCUCACAGAAGCCAUGAUGGAAAACCUCCAACUUGUCAUAAGAGCUCCAGUCGUUCCUAAAUCACAGAUGCCUGCCUGGGUGACGGAGGGAAUGUAUUCCUUCUGCUACCGAGUGAUGUUUGAAGCUGGGUAUCUAACUCUCUUCGGCAGAGAUCUUACAGGGCAAGAUACACAGAAGGCACUUAUUCUAAAUAACCUUGACAACUUCAAGCAAUUUGACAAAAUCUUUCCAGCCCUGGUUGCGGGCCUCCCCAUUCAUGUGUUCAAGACCGCCCACCAUGCCCGGGAAAAACUGGCAGAGGGCUUGAGACACCAGACCCUCGGAAAGAGAGACCACAUCUCGGAACUGGUCAGCUUUAUGAAUGACACGCUCUCCACCUUAGACGACAUGGAGAAGGCCAAGACGCACCUCGCUGUCCUCUGGGCGUCGCAAGCAAACACCAUUCCAGCAACUUUCUGGAGCUUAUUUCAGAUGAUUAGAAGCCCUGAAGCAAUGAAAGCAGCUACUGAAGAAGUGAAUAAAACACUAGAGAAUGCUGGUCAAAAAGUCAGCUUUGAAGGUGGUCCUAUUUGUUUGAAUCAAAUGCAACUGAAUGACAUGCCAGUGCUAGAUAGUAUCAUCAAGGAGUCUCUGAGGCUUUCCAGUGCCUCCCUGAACAUCCGGACUGCGAAAGAGGAUUUCACUUUGCACCUGCAGGACGGUUCCUAUCAUAUUCGCAAAGAUGACAUCAUAGCUCUUUAUCCACAAUUAAUGCACUUAGAUCCAGAAAUCUACCCAGACCCUUUGGCUUUUAAAUACGAUCGAUAUCUCGAUGAAAAUGGGAAGACAAAGACCACGUUCUAUAGUAAUGGACUCAAGCUGAAGUAUUACUACAUGCCCUUCGGGUCAGGAGCUACAAUAUGUCCUGGAAGAUUAUUUGCUGUCCAGGAAAUCAAGCAAUUUUUGAUUCUGAUGCUUUCCUAUUUUGAACUAGAGCUUGCGGAGAGCCAUGUUAAAUGCCCCCCUUUGGACCAGUCCCGUGCAGGCUUAGGCAUUCUACCGCCGUUAAAUGAUAUCGAGUUUAAAUACAAAUUCAAACAUUUGUGAAUAUAUGGUUGGAAAAAGAGGAUGCUAGAUGAUGUUACAGGGCUGCAGAGCACUUAUCCACGCCUUUCGACGGAUGCAUUUAGUGGUAGUGGAGCCGAUUCAGCAGGUCCAAUUCUGUUCAUGGACGCUUGCUUGUGAAUCUUAACAGUUUGGUGACAGUUUCCAGAUGCUAUCUCAGACUGUGCUGGGAAAAAAACUAGUUUCUAGAAGCACAAUAAUUUGUUUUCAUUUGAAUAAGUCAGUGAAGGUUCAGAUAGCCAGAGACUGAACUGCAUUAUUUUCAGAGGAAAAAGUCUUUUUUUCCCAGAAUGAAGAUAUUCUAAUUGGCAGAAGGUUUUUUUCCUAAGGAAACAGCUUUUUUUUUUUUAUAAAAACCACCCAACGAUUAUGAAAAAGGUACAAAUUCACGUUUUAGUGAAACUGCAAGAUUUUUUGAUUAGAUAUGGGGUUCUUUGGGUAUAGAUGUAUGUUAUAAAGGAUAUUUCAUAGGAUUAUAUCACGCAUUUUAACUAGAAAAAAGUAUUUUUCAGCUUUCCCUAUACCCAGUAUUCAGAACUUUUAAAAUGGUGAUAUUGAUGUCCUGAAAACAUUAAAGUUUGGUUUUAGUAUUUUCCCUUUAUGUUUUACUUUUGCUGGAAACUAGUGUCUAUGUCAGGUUUCAAUUAUCUUAUCGAUCCUUUCAUUAGAUUCCAUAUUAUUGAGAAGAUUUUUUCAGAGGAGGCGGUUUUUCUGAUAUUACUAGACAUGCAUCAGUGAAAAGAAUGUAGCUCUCACGUGAUAUGUUUUAAAAGUAACGCUGCUUGAAGACUACCAUUGAAAAGCUUUGCAUAGAAAACAUGCAAAGAGUUUGCUAAAAGCAGCUUGGCAUUAUGUUUUAUUUAAAUACUUCUUACCUUCAAAUGACUUGUAGCUGAAGGAAAGAUAAUUUAAGGCUGUAUGAUAUCGUUUAACUACUAUGUACAAUAGUGCUUUGGCAAAAUAUUUUAAGUAUUGGAGUUAUCAGCUAUAAUAUUUUUACUGACAUUUCUGUAUGUAUUUAUACGUAAAUUACAUUUCACUUUUUUCUUGUACUACUAAUAUUAAGAAAAUAUUGUAACAUCUAAUACGUUUGAAAUAACUUACCUUUCAGAAAUAAAAGUGUGAAUUUGUGUUUUAAGUUUUGAGAAUGUUUAAAACAUUCACCUACUGAUAAGCGGCAACAAUUUUGUUCAUUACUCAUCUCUUAGAAAAAGCAAAAUAAUCAUUCACUCAAAAAUCUCCUCCAUACUUCAUAAAAUUUAUUAAAGAUUUUUAAUUUUACUAUUUAAUAUUAUCACAGAAUUAACUCUUAUGUAGGUUAUUUUUCCUAUUAAGAAAAUUAAACUCGUUUAGAUGCGGUUCAAGAUUUUAAAAAUUCUGUUUCAUAGCAAAAUGUUUUAAACUAAAUUUCUAAUGUGGUUUCCAAAUGCAUUUUGUAACUCACUGAAUGAACGCAUACAUCUUUCUACAUCUUUAUUCUUG